AUGACAUCAAAAAGGACAACAUGCGACGACGACGAAGAAAGUUUGCAGAUUCUUGAGAAACCGCCCGGUGGUCUAAAACCCAAUGCUCUCCAUAGUGAUGACCUCCUCCGUAUGGGAAGAUACUCAAUAUUUCUUUGUAUUUUUGUGGAGGUCGCCAUGCUGUCACAGCUGUCGAACACUAUGCUUAUGGUGUAUGCAGGCGCCGCUCCUACCAUCAAAUCUUGUGGGAAUCUUACAUUUGCCUCCAACGAAGAAGCAUGUGCUAACUAUAAUUACUGUAAGGAGCAAAAUGAUAUGACGUUUGAGCGACAGUUUUAUGGGAUUACUGAGCAGUUCAAAUUACUCUGUGAAGAUGCGAAACUGGAAAAACUCGGCACAUCCAUCCAGAUGAUUGGUGUGAUGCUGGGGUGCCUGGUAUUUGGACAAAUUGGAGAUUUAUAUGGAAGGAAGAAACCAAUGAUGUUCUGUCUUUGCAUGUGUUUCAUAUUUGGGAUCUGGUCGGCGCUUUCCUCGGAUUUUAAGAAAUUCACGAUUUUCCGCACAAUUCUUUGUUUCUUCAAUGGGGGACAGAGCACCAUCUCCGUUGUCUACAUGAUUGAAAACAUCCCAAAACGAUCUAGAGGAUACAUCUCAACUCUCAUCAGCUACUCUCCAAAUGUGAUCCUACUUGGAAUCCUUGCAUUUUUCUUCCAAGAAUGGGAUCGGCUGGUAUUGGUUAUUUCGUUUUUGACAGUACCGGCAAUUGUGAUGUUGGCAUUCCUCCAUGAAAGCCCCCGAUGGCUCAUGCAGAAAGGAAAAGUGCUCCACGCUAAAAAAGUGUUUCUCGCUAUUGAAAAAUUCGACGGAAUCCCUGAAUCAAAAUCAUUGAACGAAAUUGAACUCGAGAGUUUUCUCGACAACGAACACGAUACACAGAUCUCGGAAUCCAACACUAAAGUCGGAAAACAACAUUCAUUUUGGCAUUUGUUCAAGACAAGAGAGAUUAUGACGGGCACUUUUGUCAUUGCUUUUACAUUUUUCGCGACUACAUUAAUCAACUACUCUAUUAUGUUCAACUUGGGAGCAGUCGCUGGUUCCAUCUACAUGAAUUCUAUUCUAAUCGGACUACUCCGCUACUCAUUCAGUCUGUUCAGUGGACUAUUAGACUAUAAAUUCGAGAGAUUCAAUCGAAAAAUGUGUCAUGGAAUCUGCAGUGUCGUAACUAUAUCUAUCAUCGCUGCUAUAAUAGUUUUUUGCUUGACGGACACUGCUUCCACGUUCUCAACAUUAAUCAGAAUUGGAGUAUUGUUAUCUUGUGCUAUGACAUCUCAAGCGAUAAUUGUAGCAAGUAUUGCGUCGAAUGAGUUGAUGCCAACUGCAAUUCGAUCUAUCUCUUAUUCAACUGCACAGCUUUGCUCGAGAUUUGGAAUCGUGUUCGCUCCACAUGUUUUCCAUUUGAAUCUCUACACCGGAAUCGACUUCCCAGAGCUACCUUAUGCUAUUCUUCUUGCCAUUGGGCUAGCGGAUUUCUUCUUUUUCAGAUUCCUAAUCCCGGAAACCAAAAACAAGCCACUCGAAGAUUUUAUAAGGAAGAAGACAGUUGUGAACGAUGAGGAAGAGGAAGAUAGAGUGUAG
Caenorhabditis remanei is the source of this 1614-nucleotide messenger RNA. RefSeq lists its product as uncharacterized. The record is from RefSeq and is a predicted model, not a curated record. Gene Ontology annotation, biological process: transmembrane transport. The coding region runs from base 1 to 1614 and encodes 537 amino acids. Lineage: Eukaryota; Metazoa; Nematoda; Chromadorea; Rhabditida; Rhabditidae. Gene Ontology annotation, cellular component: membrane. The transcript has 9 exons. Gene Ontology annotation, molecular function: transmembrane transporter activity.